UGGGCGGAAUGGAGGUCCAGGGCGGCUCGCUUCUCUCUCGGCCUCCCCGGGAGGAGGGAGACUUCGGCUUCUGCACGUCUGCAGGGGAGAGCUCCCAGAUGUCCUUUGAGGAGGUGGCCGUGUUCUUCACGGAGGAGGAAUGGGCUCUCCUGGAUCCGGACCAAAGAAAACUCUACUGGGAAGUGAUGCAGGAAAACUACGAGACCAUGGUGUCUCUGGUUGCAGAUGUGAGGGAGAUGGCGAGUGAGAAGGAACAGGGAAGGGCAGUUGUAGAACGAAAUGAAGAUAUGGAGGAAGAAACAAAACCAGGGGCUCAAGUGGUACCAAAGACGCAGCAGAGAAGCAAAAGGGAAGCAAAACAGAAGCAGAGGAAGAAAUUGAUUGCCCAGCAGAGCAGGAAGAAACCUGAGGUCCCAGGCCAUGAUAAAAUGCAGAAUAGAAAGAGAAGGCAUAAGGGUUGCGGGAAAGCGAAAACAUUGAGAUAUGAACUCAGACUUAAAAUAUGUCAGAACGUUUCAACAUUCUGGAAAAGAUAUAAAUACUCAGAAUGUGGAAAGACCUUUUUACAGAACAGCAAGUUAGCUAAACAUCACAGAAUGAAUAUGGGCGAGAAGCCAUAUAAAUGUUUGGAGUGUGGGAAGAGCUUCUCUUUGAAUAGCCUCCUAACUAGACACCAAAAGGUUCACACAGGGGAGAAGCCAUAUAAAUGCUUGGAGUGUGGGAAGAGCUUCUCUCAGAAAGAUUCGCUAACUAGCCAUCAUAAGGUUCAUACAGGGGAGAAAUCAUAUAAAUGCUUGGAGUGUGGGAAGAGCUUCUUGCAUAGCAGUGACUUCACUAAACAUUACAGCACUCACACUGAGGAGAAGCCAUAUAAAUGCUUGGAAUGUGGGAAGAGCUUCUUGGGUAGUAGUUCCCUCACUAAACAUUACAGGAUUCACACAGGGGAGAAGCCAUAUAAAUGCUCGGAGUGUGGGAAGAGAUUCUCUCAAUCUUACCACCUAACUAGACAUGAAAAGGUUCACACGGGGGAGAAGCCAUAUAAAUGCUUGGAGUGUGGGAAGAGCUUCUCUCAAUCUUACCACCUAACUAGCCAUCAAAGGAUUCACACGGGGGAGAAGCCAUAUAAAUGCUUGGAGUGUGGGAAGGGCUUCUUUGACAAACAUACCCUAACAAGCCAUCAAAAGGUUCACACAGGGGAGAAGUCAUAUAAAUGCUUGGAGUGUGGGAAGAGCUUCUCUCAGAAAGGUUCCCUAACUAGCCAUCAUAAGGUUCAUACAGGAGAGAAACCAUAUAAAUGCUUGGAAUGUGGAAAGAGCUUCUCACAUAGUCGUGACCUCACUGGUCAUAACAGGAUUCACACAGGGGAGAAGCCAUAUAAAUGCUUGGAAUGUGGGAAGAAGUUCUCUCGGAAAGGUACACUAACUAGCCAUCAAAAGAUUCACACAGGGGAGAAACCAUAUAAAUGCCUGGAGUGUGGGAAGAGCUUCUCUCAAAAAACCAAUCUUACUAGACAUCAAAAGGUUCACACAAGGGAGAAACCAUAUAAAUGCUUGGAGUGUGGGAAGAGCUUCUCUUAUAGCGGUGACCUCACUAAACAUUACAGGAUUCACACAGGGGAGAAGCCAUAUAAAUGUAUGGAGUGUGGGAAGAGCUUCUGUCAGAAAGGUGCCCUAACUAGCCAUCAAAAUGUUCAUACAGGGCAUACAGGGGAGAAACCAUAUAAAUGCUUGGAGUGUGGGAAGAGCUUCUCUCAAUCUUACUACCUAACUAGACAUGAAAAGGUUCACACAGGGGAGAAGCCAUAUAAAUGCUUGGAGUGUGAGAAGAGCUUCUCUCAGAAAGCUUCCCUAACUAGCCAUCAUAAAGUUCAUACAGGGGAGAAACCAUAUAAAUGCUUGGAGUGUGGGAAGAGAUUUUCGUAUAGUAGUGACCUCACUAAACAUUACAGGAUUCACACAGGGGAGAAGCCAUAUAAAUGCUUGGAGUGUGGGAAGAGCUUCUCGUAUAGUGGUGACCUCACUAAACAUUAUAGGAUUCACAAAGGUGAGAAGCCAUAUAAAUGCUUAGAGUGUGGGAAGAGCUUCUCUCAGAAUCGCCACCUUACUAAACAUCGAAAGAUUCAUGCAGGGCAGAAUCCAUAUAAAUUCUUAGAAAAUGGGAAGAGCUUCAAAGACAGCAGCAACCUUACCGUACAACUCGAUAAGCACACUGUCAAAUAACCAUCCCAUCAUUUAAUUUUGCCUUCUUUGUUCCAUGAAGUGUUUGAUGGUAACUUUCUUUGACAGGGAUCAUCCAUCUUUCUAAUUUCCUCAUUAUUCUCCGUCUCCCCACCAUCCUUUCGGUUAACAUCAAACAAACAUAUAUAUACCCCUGGUGAGAAAAACAUGCAUAUUUUUCUGUCUCCUCUUAAAGCUCCUCAUGUUAAUGGAUUAUUCACCAAGGUAGUUCAUACUUCCUCUUCCAAAAUUAGGAGUGCUAAAAUUUUCUAGUGGGAAUAAUGUCUUGUGCUACCUAAUAAGGAAUCUUUCAUAUGUGACAAUAUAAAAAUAUGAUUAAUCAUGGAUUUAGCCAAUUCCUCAGUGUUUCAGUUGUGACAUUUU
Molecule: messenger RNA, 2600 nt
Organism: Eublepharis macularius
Lineage: Eukaryota; Metazoa; Chordata; Lepidosauria; Squamata; Eublepharidae
Product: zinc finger protein 883-like
Exons: 3
Coding region: 9-2219 (736 amino acids)
Biological process (GO): negative regulation of transcription by RNA polymerase II
Molecular function (GO): DNA-binding transcription repressor activity, RNA polymerase II-specific
Source: RefSeq, a predicted model, not a curated record